Messenger RNA from Acanthopagrus latus (yellowfin seabream), 6138 nucleotides. RefSeq names its product T-cell differentiation antigen CD6-like. Gene Ontology annotation, cellular component: membrane. The record is from RefSeq and is a predicted model, not a curated record. NCBI's taxonomy places the organism in Eukaryota, Metazoa, Chordata, Actinopteri, Spariformes, Sparidae. The coding region runs from base 1006 to 2919 and encodes 637 amino acids. The transcript is spliced from 13 exons.
CCUGAUCUCCUCUGAUAUUCAGCGUUUAGCACGAAAUAAUGUGCCUUCAUUUUCAUAUGAAACACCGUACGUGUUACCUAAAUGAAGAUGAAACAGCCAAAUGUUAUUUAAAUGAUACAUUCCUCAAAAUACGCCGGACAUAGGAGGCAACGCCACACAGCUGAAAUAGCCUAAUGUCGCCCCCAGCUGGUUUCAGGCGGGGUAAUGCACUUUGUUGAAUACUUCCACAUUACAGUCAAAUCAUUCGGUUUUUCCUAUUCCUUGCACUGAAAGUAAAAAUAUGGGAAACAUAUGUUUUACAAGUACGAAAAGUUUAAAAUGAAUGAACAUCAAAGUACACUUUUUUUUAAGUAUACUUAAACACAUAUAAGUACACCUAAAGAAGUCUUCUCUUCUAAAUGUUGUAUCGUAGGCCACUGGAUGUCUUUCAGUUUCUUGCAGACGUUUCACUUCUCAUCCAAGAGGCUUUAUCAGGAGUUGCAGUUGCAGUUACAGAGUCAUCAAGUGACUUAAGUUAUCUAAUAAAUGUAGUGGAGUUGACAGUACUGUAGUUGCCACCAAAAUGUAAAGGAGAAGAAGUAUAAAGUGGCAGAAAAUGAAAAUACUCGAGUGAAGUACAAAAACCUCAAACAUGUGCUGAAGUACAUUAGCUGAGUAAAUAUUCUUAGAUACAUUCCUUCACUGGAUGUAAUGAAAUAACUGAUUGGAGCUCCUGCUGAUUAUGGAUUAAGUUACUUUGGCAAUUUAAUGUCAGGGGAAUGUAUCAGUGUUGUGUCUGUGGCUUUAGUUCUCACAUGGAUGUGUGAGUGACAAAGCCAUGGACUUCACUUCCUGUCAUGAUGCGUAAAUGGGAAGUUCUGUCAAUCUCAUAUCGAGGGAACGAGAGAGGAAGCAGCAGUCGUCUCUGCACACAGGCUCUGUAGCGGAUAGAUGUUCUAAACGACACAGUGGGAGUUUCUAUUCGAGCAGAGACAACAGAAGCUGUUUCCCCUUUCCGUCUGCAACAUGAAGCUGCUGAAAUGUGUCUUGAUUGUCCAACUUAGCUGUUUUUGUCAAGCUUUGCAAAACUCAUCCACUCCAACUGACAUCCCGGUGACAGCAGCAGAGGAAGAGGAAUUCAGCAGUGACCCUUACGUUCACAGACGUGCCGGUGAAUGCAGCUUCACGCUCAGGAUGCCUGGAAACAGGAGCAGUGAAGACGUGCCGCUGGCAGCCGGCUCUGCAGAUGUGCUGCUCGAACAGAUCUGUCAGGAUCUUGACUGCGGCAGCGUCUAUCAUGUGAAGAAAGCCAGCCGACUUUCUAAUACCACCUGCUUUCACGACUGCUUGUACCAAGGUGGUCGCUUGCAGAACUGUUCGCAGAGCGUGGGAAAUGGCUGCACGGUGGUUGCUGAAGCAGUUUGUGGCCACCAGGCUGUGCGGCUGGCAGGAGGUUCGGACCGCUGUGCCGGGCGGGUGGAGCUGUGGAGGGAUGGGAGGUGGGGCACGGUGUGUGACGACCGGUGGGACCUGCGGGAUGCCAACGUGGUGUGCGCCCAGCUCGGCUGUGGUUACGCCCUCAGCGUGACGGGACAGGACGGCUCCUUCCCUCCAGGCAGAGGACCGGUCCUGCUGGACGAGCUGAACUGUACGGGCCAGGAGGAGAACCUGUGGGCCUGUCCGGCUGCACGGAGCGAGUCCGACUGCGGACACAAGGAGGAUGCUGGUGUCGUCUGUUCAGAGAUGAGAGCAAUCAGACUGACUGGAGGUCUCGACCGCUGCUCUGGUAAAGUGGAAGUCCACCGUAACGGCAGCUGGGGGACGGUGUGUGAUAACUGCUGGAACAAAGACUUGGCCGCCCUAGUGUGCUCCAUGCUGCAGUGUGGCGAGCCGACACAAAUUUCCCAGUUUGUUCCUCCUCUCACUAACAACAACGGCACGCUGUGGUACUAUUCGUGCAAUCCAAACGAGCAGAGUCUGUGGCAGUGCAGGGAGAGAGCCAAUAUUACACAUCUGUGCGCGUGGUCCAAAGCAUCUGGUGUCGUCUGUAAUGGUUCUCUCGGGUUUCCUGCAGCGACCACAGCCUCAGCUAACGCGACUGUGACGAUCGGCUGGACGACUGAUGCGCCCGAGCUCGGCCCGCCUGAGGGCUUCUUCUUACCGUCUACAGAGCUUCUCAGCACCAUCACUGUUUGUCUUGUGCUCAUCGUGUUUCUCAUCACAAACACGAUGCUCUGCUGCCAUUACAGAAGACGACACGCGCUCCUGCUCCAUCAGACGCGCUCCGCCCCGCGACCUUCCUCUGAACAUCACCACAACAGCUACGAGGACAACGUCAACCUCAUCAGUGUGAAGGCUACCUCACCUCAGGCGGACGCCCCCACCGACCCCAGGUAUCUUUGGACCCAGCUUAGUAGUGUUGACAGCACGUCAGUAGAUACAGACUAUGAGCAGUAUGACCCAAGCAAUGAGUCGUCUGUCCCUUUGUCAACCUUUCGGAAUUCUCAGAGGUACAGAACAGACGUGAACCCUUUGAUGCAGCCCUCAGGUCUCGACCCCCUCUGUGAGGAAGAUUUUCCAGGCAAUGCACCCGUAAAUGAAGCGACGGGAGCCUUUACGAGCUAUAACGGGGAACCUCACUAUGCCCGAGUGUCGAAGAUCUCAGUGGACUCGUUCGAGAGCUCCAGCACCUCGUCUGGUGAAUGCUACGAAAACACAAACGGCAACGUCAAGGUCACCCAGGAGUCAGGACCGAGCCAGUCAUCUGCUGUCAACGCGCCUUUCGAUCCUGUCGGGGCCAAAAAUCAAUUUUUCUUUGGACAAACGACAAACCCUCAUAAUCCAGAGGAUGAAGAUGACGGCCCCAUCUACUCCCCCGUGAGCCCCGACGGUGAUUCUUCUUCUGAUGAAGACUACGAUGACAUCGACACCUUACAGUGAACAGAGGAUUUAACUUGAGCACCACAGAGAGACGAGCAAAGAAAUAUCAGACUGAAGAGAAUGAUUGUGAAAUCUCCAGCCGCAAAAAAACUGCACUGUAAGGAAACUUUAAGACCUGUUGAGACGGAGGAAACCUGAGAAGCAUCAUUGGCUGGUUUGAUGGCCGACGGGAGCCUAAACAUCAAACCCAGACGUGACGGUAUGUGUUGUGUUCUCUGAAUGUAGGAGAAGCUGUAACAUUUCAACUGUACGCCGUUUUAGAUUUUAUUAUAUUUAACUAAAAUGUUCUCAUAGUAGUUUUUAAAAAAAAAAAAAAAUCACGUAUGUAUUGUAAAUAUUGAGCUAAUGUUUGGAUUUAAGUACAAACUACUGAGUUAUGUAUCUACAGGUGUGAUGUGCACUGCAUGGCUGAAAGUAUGAAGACACAUAAACGUCACACCCGCAUGUGAUUGUUGGUUAAUCUAAAACCAUCUGCUACUUUAACAGCCUCCACUCUUUAAAGGUGCAUUAUGUAGUUUUGGGCAAGAAAUUUAAAUCAGAAGGGAAAGAUCUUCACUGACUGAUUAUUAACAAACUUUCUUUGUUUCCAUGAAUAAAUCAGGUGAAUAAACAAACUGACCUUAAAGGACGACACAGUAUCACACUGUUUUACUACAAAAUGCCCCUUUAAGUCAGGCUUUUCCCAUUCAGCCACAAGCUGUAAGGUGAAGGCUGGGCAGCUUUAUCACAAAAUGAAAUAUUCAAACAAUGACAUAAAAAAUAAUUCAGAUUAUUGUAUUACAGACAUGCACUGAGACAAAACACUGGUUAUAAGGAUACUUCAGAGAUACAGUAGUUUUUUUUCCCACUUUCCUUAAUUCAGCCAUUGAUAAAUGCCCUUUUAAAAAUGUAUAAGAUGAAAUCUGUAGUCUGAAAUUCUGUCAUCUAUCAUCUAUCUACCGUUUUUCUGAUUACUGGACUCAGUGUUGUGUUUUCUUUUUUAAAUCUGAUAUGCUUAAUUAAUUUUAAAAAGGCUCUACAUCGGUUGGGAUGAAGCAUGCCUUCUCAAAGUAACGUGGGUAAAAAGUACAAUAUUUGACCCCAAAAUCUGGUGGAAAGGUGCUAUAAAAGAGCAGAAAAUAGAAAUACUCAUAUUCAAUCAUUGUAUCCAACUCCAAAAACUCAUUGGCAAGAUAGUUAUAUUUUCAAAUUGUAGACUUUGAAAACCUGAAACAUAAUUGUUUUGCAGUGGUGUAGACAUUUAAUUAAUUGGAACUGAGGAGCACAGUCCAACCCAUAAUAAACACAAGAACAUUUGUGUCCUCAUACUUUUGACCACAGAGUAUCUAAUGUGCUCAUGUUUGCAACAAAUCAUCCUUGUUAUCAGACUAUUGAGUCGCACCACAAGGUGGCACUACAGGCUCGUACUUAAACUAAAAGUUUAAGUGCCUGACAGAGAAAAAAACAACUUGUAAUGCCAUAAAAUGUUUGGCAAGGCACCUUUCUUUGUGACAAACACCCAUAUACAGUGAGUGAGGGAGAAGUCAGAACUGUGCACCGAGGAGGACUAAACAUGGUCCAGCAUGAACCAGCAGAGCAGUCUGCAGCCAGACCGUGCACGGCCCUCCUCGCUUCAUUACAUCUGCAGCAGCUGCAGAGCAUCAGCGCUUCCUCCUGAUGCCCUGAAUCAAAGUGAUGUCUUGUUCUGUGGAGGUAAAUGUGACAAACUGCCUCAAAGCACCUGUAAAACUUUUAAUGGCUGCGGCGAACGCACAGAUGAACAUGGAUUAGCUUCAGCGUGAGAAGUGGGAGUGAUGAUGCAUGAGACUGAUAACCAGCAGAAGAGGGUGUUUUUUGACUGGAAGGUAUUUGGCGGGGAAGAGGAGGAGGUUAAGUGUGUGUGGAGGCGAGAGGAGUGAGGGUGGGUGGGUGGAGGGGGAGUGGGGUAGAAAAAAGGAGGAGAAGUCGGCGAAGAUAAAACGUGUCUGAGAGAAUCAUAUAUUACGGUCAAAUUUAGUCCAGAGCCCUGCAUCGAGAUAAACAGGCGAAUUAACGACCAGAUCUCCUUAUGAAACUCAAUCUCUUUCACAUGCCAGAGAGUCCGGCACACACACACACACACACACACACACACGCACCACUUAACAGAGAUUCCAUCUAAAAGUAUGCGGUUUGAUAUAUUACAGAUCCUCCUCGAACAGUUUGCUUUUGUUUCGUUCCGCUCUCAAAGAUUGAUAAAUCGGAAUCUUGAAAUCUGUGGAUUUACAGUCCUGAUUAACAUCAAGGGGGAGAAAUGUGGUGCACCAGUAUUUCAAGUAGUUCGCAGUAUUUGAGGGAUUAGAAGAUCAACCCUCUGUUUUUACUUUGUUCAUUAAAUCAGUUACACACAAAGGAUUACAGCUCCUUAAGUCCCUAAGUUGCUUAAAGUGUCCCGGCAACUGAUCCGGGCCGAGGUUUAAACUUUUGAACUCUGUUUGUUGAAAGAUGCCUGGAGUGGACGGUACAUGCCUGCAAACAUUAUAUAACGCAUACUAGAACCUGAAUUUACAGCUGCUGCUGCUCUCUGUUUGGGUUUGACGUCCUCCUGUAAAACUUUAUGUGAAGAAUAUUGCAACAAGAGUUUGGCCAGUUCCUUCUUCUUCUUCUUUUUUUUUUCUUUACCUUUAGAAAGUGGACAACACACAUUACAUUUAAAGUUCUUUUCUGUUGAUGUUCAGUUAUAACAUAUUCUUAAUUCAGUCAGUGGGAUCAUAGAAGGUUAGGAACAUAGAACUCUUUGUUAUGUUCCCAUCAGGUACCUUAUAAUUCUGGGUAACACAGGGACCUGGAAAACAAGGAACCUCAGGAACAUAGGAACGUGAGAACACUGGACCUUUGGGACAUAAGACACUGGGAACAUUGGACCUCGCAGAACUAGGACACUAGGAACAUAGAACCCUGUGUCAUGUUCCCAUUAUGUGUCAUGUAAAUCAGGGGAACAUAAGAUGUUGGGAAUAUAGAACCUUUUUUAUAACACAACUUUGUCGAAACUGUCCUUAUUCUGAGAUGCAUGACUGUAAGUAUUAGCAUUUUUGAUUCUGCCCUCUAGUGGUCAGAAAAACCCUGAUUCCUGCAGUUAUUCUGAGAAUAUCAUGAGAUUUAUUUGGGGGCUUUAUUGUUUCAUGAAGCAAAGACCACGUGUGUUAUCGUCUUAUCAUGAGCUUGUUGUUAAUUUUGAGAAUAAAAUUGCACUUUCACCUC